CCACAUCCGUGUAAUUGCAUUUUUAAAAACAAAAUUACACUUUACCAAAAAUUUCCUAAAAAUUUAAAAAAGAAAUCAUCCACCAUCCAUUCCCUGCGGCUGAAUGAUCCAACGGUGGAUGAAUGAUCAGAAAACCGCAUAUGGGAAAUUUCCAUCCAUAUCUGGAAGCCGCUUUAUAAAUCUGCAAAGAACUUUCUUUUCAGAAUUGCAGAAAGAAAAUUUUUUUAGGUCGAAGCAAUGAAAGUAAUGGUUGGCACGAUGAUGGAGCUUGAAGACGAUUACAGAGCGCCGCCAUGGCUGAAUCCUCUUCUGAAAACUAGCUUUUUUAUCCCCUGUAAAUUUCACAGCGAUUCCAAUAAGAGCGAAUGUAAUAUGUACUGUUUAGACUGCACUGGUGCCGCUCUCUGUUCUUCAUGUCUUGCUCAGCACAAAGACCACCAUGUCGUCCAGAUUCGAAGAUCCUCGUACCACAACGUGAUCAGGGCGUCGGAAGUGUCGAAAUAUAUAGACAUUUCAUGCAUUCAGACAUACAUUAUCAACAGUGCAAAGAUUGUAUUUUUGAACGAGCGGCCGCAGACGAAGCAGGGGAAGGGAGUCAUUGUCACCUGCGAGAGUUGUAACCGGAGUCUCAUUGAUUCCUCCCGGUUCUGUUCCAUUGGAUGCAAGCUUGCUGGAAUGAAUCAUGACCGGGAGCUUACAUUUUCACUCGGGAAGAAAGAAUGGUGGAGAUCGCCGAAUGAUGACGGUGACGGCCGCCGGAGCAUCGCCACUACGCCGCCAACUUCGCCGCGUAUCGAAAGCUACCGGAAAUCCCCCAGGAAGGGGAUUCCUCAUCGAGCUCCAUUUUAGAAAAGAAAUGCUUGCAGUCACA
Molecule: messenger RNA, 871 nt
Organism: Phalaenopsis equestris
Lineage: Eukaryota; Viridiplantae; Streptophyta; Magnoliopsida; Asparagales; Orchidaceae
Exons: 4
Coding region: 238-849 (203 amino acids)
Source: RefSeq, a predicted model, not a curated record